This is a messenger RNA of Gadus chalcogrammus (walleye pollock), 2625 nucleotides long. RefSeq names its product polymerase (DNA directed) nu (gene poln). The coding region runs from base 1 to 2625 and encodes 874 amino acids. Gene Ontology annotation, biological process: double-strand break repair; DNA-templated DNA replication. The record is from RefSeq and is a predicted model, not a curated record. NCBI's taxonomy places the organism in Eukaryota, Metazoa, Chordata, Actinopteri, Gadiformes, Gadidae. The transcript is spliced from 23 exons. Gene Ontology annotation, molecular function: DNA binding; DNA-directed DNA polymerase activity.
AUGGGUAGACCCUCCCCCGGUCACACGCCCUACGCCCGGGCCGAACCUCCGAGGAAACGGGAAGAGCAGAACGCCGGCCUCACCGAGACCCCCAGGACCUCCCAGCCCAGACGCCCCGUCAAGUGGGAGCCCCCCCGCUCCUCCCAGGGGAGGACAGGGGGAGACGGAGGGGACCGGAGGGCCAACAGAGACCGGGAAGCCGACGAGAACGAGACGGGGGGCCCGACUCCAUCCUGCCCCUCUAAAGACCUGGGCUUGUGCCCUCCAGCGUUGGCCCAGGUGCGACAGGCCCGAGCCCGUUCCAUUCACCCGGCCACGGCCUGCCUGGCGGGGGGCAGUAGAACGGACGGCCCGAUGUGGAAACAGCACACGAUGCGUCCACACCAGCAUAUCGCCGGGGCUGGGGGUUCUCCCUUAACACACUGCGAAAUGAAUACAAGCCACGGCGGGGUUGCGGAUACCGCCAGCGCCUCGAUCGCGAGCGCUGCUGUGUCCACCGCUCCCAAGAAGAAACGGGCCAGACAGGGCCCGGGCAAGAUCACGAGCCGCGGGGCCGCUUCAGCUCAGAAGGACGCCGUCCGAGGGGAGCGUCCCGCUGAUCAGGCGGCAGGCGUCACCUCCGACCCCAGAGUGAAGGAUGCUGGGAGGAUGAGUUUGGAGGAGAGGGCGUGGCUGCUGAGGAGGGUGGGCGGGGCCAGAGCGACGGCGUUGACGAUGGUGUUCCAGGACGGCAGCACUCAGUUUGACCCGGAACAGAACCCCAGUCCCCCGGUGUGCGGCCUGCUGGUCCUGAUGAGACAGGAGCUGGAUCACAGCGGGCCGGGGGCCCACCUGCACCCCGGGGACACCUGUUUCUACCUCCGACUGGAACACGCUCCCGCAUGGGCCCAGCGCCACGCACAGCACAGCCAGGAGAGCUUCACUAGGGAGACGCUGGUGCAGGUGGUGUCAGGCGCUGGGCUGCUGGUGUGUUAUAAAGCUAAGGACCUGCUGCGCACGGCCCUGCAGCACUACAGACCGCAGAUCAGCUGGAAACAAGUCCUCGGCUGUCGUAUCCAGGAUCCCCAGGUGUCAGGCUGGCUUCUGGACCCUGCGGACCCAGCCACCUGCUACCAGGACCUGAUCAAAAAACAUCUGAGACCCUCUCCUCCACAGACAGCCCCGGGAACCAGCAAGGCUUCUCAGGCCAUCACCGGCCUCAAUCUGCUCUACCGGCUUAACAUGGAGCUGUGCGCCAAACUGCAGAGCCAGGGCUUGUGGCAGUUGUACUCCACUCUUGAGCUCAGCAUGAUCCCAGUUCUGGCAGCCAUGGAGAGCUACAGGAUCCAUGUGGACAGGGAGGCCCUGAAGACCACCUCAGACAUGUUGGGGACUAAGAUGAAGCAGUUGGAGCAGGAGGCCCAUCAGGCAGCAGGACAGAUCUUCCUGGUGACCAGCAGCACCCAGCUAAGAACUGUUCUGUUUGAUAAGCUACGGCUGCACGAGCGCUGUGAGAACAAGAAACUCCCCAAGACCAUCAAUAAACAACAGCAGUCAACAUCAGAGGCUGCUCUGUUGCAGCUUCGGGACCUGCAUCCCCUCCCAAAGAUCAUUCUGGAAUACAGGCAGGUCCAUAAGAUCAAGUCCACCUUUGUGGAUGGGUUUCUGUCCUGCAUGAUGGGCAAGAGCUACAUCUCCUCUACGUGGCUCCAGACCAGCGCAGUGACAGGACGGAUUUCAGCCAAGCAUCCGAACUUCCAAGCCCUCCCAAGACAGCCAGUUCACAUCACCAAGAAACAGUACAUACAAGGAAAGGAUGCAGAGGUGGUGAAGGUUCAUCCUCGAAACAUGUUUAUUCCCCAGGAGGGGUGGACCUUCCUCGCUGCAGACUUCUGCCAGGUCGAGCUGCGACUGCUUGCCCAUCUCUCCGGUGACCCCGAGCUCCUGAGAGUCUUCAGCCACGCCCACUCUGACGUCUUCACCAUGCUGGCCUCGCGCUGGAAGGGGGUGAGGGAAAGUGAGGUUUCGUCUGAAGAGAGGGAACACGCCAAGCGCAUAGUCUACUCUGUCGUGUACGGGGCAGGCCGGGAACGUCUCUCUGGGAUCCUGGGUGUGAGCUCGGAGCAGGCCAGCAGGUUCCAGGACAGCUUCCUCCAGACCUACCGAGAGGUCCAGACCUUCAUCCAGACCACCGUCCAGCAGUGCCACCAACAGGGUUACGUGGUGUCCAUUAUGGGGCGUCGGCGUGCUCUCCCUCUCAUCCACUCCGCCGACUGGGGGGUCCGCAUGCAGGCGGAGAGACAGGCUGUGAACUUUGUGGUCCAAGGUUCUGCGGCUGACCUUUGUAAAAUGGCCAUGAUCCGGAUCUCCUCUCAAGUCUGCUCCUCUAGCUCGCUCUCUGCCAGGCUGAUAGCCCAGCUCCACGAUGAGCUGCUGUACGAGGUGGAGGACUCCCAGGUGGAGCAGUUUGCAGGCCUUGUGAAAGGUACCAUGGAGGCCCUGCAGCACAUUGACUCUUUAAGAGUUCAUCUCAAGGUUCCUCUAAAGGUGGCGCUCUCCAGUGGCAAGUCAUGGGGAUCCAUGUCGGAGCUCAGCCUCUGUGCUGCACCUCCUCCCACGCCCCCAGCGUCCACCCCUCCUCCGUAG